Molecule: messenger RNA, 4191 nt
Organism: Dicentrarchus labrax (European seabass)
Lineage: Eukaryota; Metazoa; Chordata; Actinopteri; Moronidae
Gene: fam72a
Product: family with sequence similarity 72 member A
Exons: 4
Coding region: 1221-1670 (149 amino acids)
Cellular component (GO): cytosol
Source: RefSeq, a predicted model, not a curated record
CGCGCACAUGGACAUUCAUUUGGGUGAAUAAACCACAAGCAUGUAACUGCGUGCUGCAUGUAACAGGUCCCAGAUAGGUGAUUUUAACCAGGUGAUUACAUCGCUUAAAGAUUCAUUAAAAAUGUAUGGAAAUGACCUUACUCAAAUAGCAGUAUUUAGGAUGCUAGGCCAGCUGCAAUGUGCAGAUAGAAGUAAGCAAAAGUGGGUUUAAUAGCCACUUCAUAUGUAAUUUCAGUGUGACCAUCGACAGGAGACAAGAUAUCUUUAGUGUGGACUAACGUUAUGUGAGUAUUUACUUUACAAAACAGCACAUUAUCAACUGCAGCUAGGAUAUGUGGCUAUGUUAGCCCCAAAAUUGGCCAGAAAGUCCGACCAUAGCUUUUAUCCUGAUAGCAAGCCAUUCCUAAAUUCUUCACUAUUUGCACUCAUUAAUGAUAUUAUUGACACAACGUGAACGUAUUAACAUUGUCUUAUAUUUCGACGGGAACAUUUUCUCAACAUAAAUUGUAGUGAUUUAAGCUGUCUAUUUAUAAGGAAACUCCUCACAAAUGUCGACGCAUCAACUGUUUUAAGGACAGCCCCGCUUCACUUCAUAGGACCAGAGAUAUGCUUCCCACACCGCUAUUGGUGAAACGGGAUUUGAUUGACAUGAGACCCGACCAAUCCGCUCCCAGAACUCGUUAACGUGGGCUUGUCAACUGUAAUUCGUAGCCAAUUAGAUCCAGACUUCGUAUUGAAGUUGACCAAUGGCGUCGGCUAUUACGGAAUGUAUCCAAUCAGAUUAAAGUGUAGGGUCUUUUAAAGAUAGUUUCAGGAAGUGCCGUUAAAUACCAGGAAGUUGUAAACAAAGCUGACAGCUAUUUAGUUAGCUGUUAACUACAUCUGAAUGGAUGGUGAGCCAGUUGUGUAAAACAGGAUAGUGAUUCGCCGAUAUCGUGUAUUUAUCCAUAAUACAGCUAGUCAUUUCCUUUUGUUUAGAGAUAGUUUGGAGGAAAUAUAUAAUUUUCCGUGCGUUUGUUCAACCAGCUAACGUUAGCUGCCUUCCGUUGUGUCGUUAGGGAAAGGCUAACGUUUGCACAAGGACGUUGGAGCUAGCGUCAACGCUUGCGGAGUUCAAGUGUUAGACUCCCGACCUGAACGGACAGUGAGCUACAUCAGUGCCCGGUCCUCGUCUUGUGCUGCAUUUGCUGUCUGAGGACAGAAAGAGCGAGAGGAGAACAAUGUCUACAUCCAACGCUAAUUUCAAAAACAAGUGUGUGACCCAGGUGAACUGCAUAUUCUGUGACAGUCUGCUCUGUACGAGAGGAAUGAAAGCAGUGCUUCUCGCAGACACUGAGGUUGAGCUUUUUUCGACUGAUAUACCUCCCAAUAGAACUGUUGACUUUGUGGCCAGCUGCUACUCUACUGAAAGCUGCAAAUGCAAACUGAGAGACAUCGCUUGUCUCAAGUGUGGUAAUGUUGUGGGCUAUCAUGUUGUGGCCCCCUGUAAACCCUGCCUGCUUUCCUGUAACAACGGCCAUUUCUGGAUGUUCAAUAGCGACGCUGUAUCUACUCUCAACAGACUGGAUGCAACAGGUCUGAAUCUGCUCCUGUGGGGUGAUCUUCCUGAGCUGGAUGAUAGUGAGAAUGAAGAAUCAGAAAGCCCAUCAGAGGAGGAGUGUAUUAGGUAGAAAGGGAAAUGGACAAUGUGACAGACCUGGAACGCCAACAUUUAAGAGGUGGACCUAAAAGAGUGUACAAACCAUGUUUGAGAUAAGAGAGAGAAGAGAAACCUCAAAGGGUAAUUUAACACUGAAUCAAAUAGGGCAGAAAAGUGCUGCUGUAGUGCUUUGCAUGGGUUAAAAACUUCUGUGCAUCUGGCCACACCCCAAUCAGUGAUGUCACAGCAGGUGCUUUGCCUUUUAUAUAGGGAGAAGAACACCUGCUGUGACAUCACUGAUUGAGGCGUGGCCAGAAACACAACGGGCUCCAAAGUUUGAACCCACAGAGGACAAUGCACCGAACGAUUUUGGCCCUACUAAUUUAGUGUUGAAUUACUCUUUAACCUGUGACCAUGCCUUCCCCCCCAAUCACUUUUCACUGUUAAAAGCACAGACACACACACUGUCACACAUAUAUUCUUUUCUCUCUUUUUCUCUUUUUUUGUACAUUUGCGGGGGCUAUUCAAAACACACGCGGCUGAAGUAAAUUAAAAAUAAGAGAAGACUAGACUUCUUAAUCUAGUGCAUUCUCCAUUUCAUCAGAGUCUCCACUGACCUCUUUGUUUUGAUGAGCCUCAUGAGAUGUUGAGAGUGUGGUGUGAUAAGUCAGUGGGACUUACCAGUGAAUGUUGCGCUUUUUCACACUGUUUAUGUCCAAUUGUCUGAUAAGUUGACCACAGUUCACCAACCUCCGUUUUAAUGGCAGUUAUAAUCUGUACAUUGAAUAUGCUGUACUAAGCAAACAAUCCCAUUAACAUGUGUCAUGUCUUAAAGGCUUAUAUGCUCUCUGUGUGGCUGGGUGCUGACUGAAAGCUUGGGUGCUUUUUGAAUCCCAUGUAUUGGAGAAAUAGCACAAUUAUUGAAUUAGAUAUAUAUAUAUAUAUAUAUAUAUCUGAGUUUCUUGCUUUUUAGGGGCGUAUUUGAAUUAGGUUACCGUACGAUCUGACGUUCUAUCAGUGAUGCGUUUUGAUAUGCUAAUACAGUGUUUGUUACACACCUGACAGCAACAGUAUGUGUUUAACACCCAGAUGAAUUUGACUGUAGCAGUAUCUGAUACUAACAUACUAACUUAUGCAUAGGGUGUGCUUCCACAAAGGCCUGGAGCAGCUGAAUUUUUAAAGUUUAGGUGUUUUGUUAGGAGCUUAAAUCAAGUAAUAUAUUCCCAGAUUGAUGAUAUAGAAUAAGAUAAAAUAGGGAAUUAACUAAAGGUGCAAUUUUGCAGCUCUCCUUAACUCUUCAAUGUGGAUCAUAACAUGGAUUUCUGUGUCCAUGCUCUGUUUUUGUUGCAUUACUGUUCAGUUUUAUGUAGCAGCAUAACUGUAGCACCUGCAGAGAAGAAAAAAUAAACUCCAAAGAAUCAUGGAACAUAUCAGUAUUGAACUUAUGGCCUGGCUACCCCUCUAAAAAAGACGAGAUAAUGUAAUUUUGAGCAUUUCACAUUUUUAAGUAAGCUCAAGUCAGUGGAGCUGAGCAUAAAACUCUCAACCCCUCAGUAUUCUAUUGACCUCACUGAUGCUGUGAUCGUUGACAAUUAACCUUUUGUUAAGCUGUGGACUCGGGGGUUGACGCUGUAUGUUAGUUAGUCAUAGUCGACUGACCAGGGCUUCUCUGCAGCCUCUUGUGCCAGACACAAGCUUCAACCUCCUCCAGUCACAAGGGACUAAACUCAAGUCAGUCCUUUUUUGGCAGUGCCAUCCUUCUGCUCUUGUUCUUGUUUCACUGCUGUGCCCUGCUGAUACUAUGAUCCUGUCUUAAAGCAACAGUCUUUCUGUGAGUGAAUGAGAUUUGCCUGUAUUGUGGGCAAACAUUGUUGGAGAAGCUAACACAGAAUGUCACAUCUUACCUGAAGGAAAAGGAUAAAGGAAGUAGGUCUUUAACUGUAAUUAGGCCUCUAUGUUUAUCUAUGCUAUAGCAUUUAGUUAUGGAACAAUAGAGGAACACAUAGAGGAGGAAAUCUUUGUCCAGAUCUUCACAUCCUUCACCUUAAAGUUAUAACUGACAGUCUGCUACACUUGCACACCAAAUACUGUGUAUGUGGUAAACUAAUAGGAUACAGCGCAUCAGCUAUGUAUUUAUUAAAUCCACAAACCAAAUAUCUAUAACCACAUACUUCCUUUUUGUUUACAAGCUUUGUUUACAAAUGCAUUGGUUUGUACUGUAUCGUGCUAUAGUACUUAUGUUUUCGUUCAUGUAUUUAAUAUUUCAUUUGUGAUGUAGUGCUUUGUUUUAUACGUUACAGAUCUGGAUGUGUACGGUUUUACCUCAAGAAGGUAUCACUUGCGAGCUUCCUCUGGCUAGGACAAUUGUCAAAUGAUAAUCAAAAAAAACAAAUUAUUUAAAUGGCUGUUUCUGACGUGAAUAACUUUGAUUAACAUGCCCUGCUGAAAAAUGUAUAUUUUGGAAUUGCACUGAAACUGCAUUGGUAGUUUGAAAAGAUGAUUUGUUGUUUUGUAUGCUUGUUAAAUUAAUAAACUUUUUUUUUUCCAAAAUA